AUGGACGUCGAUGUGGAUCGGGGGACGUUAAAAAGUGGAUAUGACGCAGAUAUACAUAUGGGAGCCACUUGUCGAAUCUGUCGAGGUGAAGCAAGUGAAGAGAAUCCUCUUUUCCAUCCGUGUAAAUGCAAAGGUUCGAUCAAAUACAUUCAUGAAUCAUGUUUGAUGGAAUGGAUCUCUUCGAAAAAUAUAGACAUUAGCAAACCAGGUACGACGGCAACGUGUGAUAUUUGUCACUACCCUAUAAACUUCAGUACCACCUACGCGGAAAAUAUGCCAGAUCGGAUACCAAUGUCCCUGCUGUUGAGAAGAAGCAUGAUUUCGUGCUUCCAUUUCAUCAAGGAUGGAUUAACUUUGAAUCUGGCAGCCGUUUUGUUCCUGUUUGGUAUUCCCUUGACCUGGAACUUCUUCGGAAAGCUUUAUACGAUAAUUUUGGAUGGCGAACUACCCUACAAGGGUGAUUUCCACAAGAGCAUUGCCUAUGGUUAUAGAGACGAUGUUUCGGACAAUACAAGCUUAUUAUUGCAGUACACUUUGAACUAUAGGUUCUCAAUAUUGCAGAUCUUAAUGGUGGUCAUUCUUCACAUUAGCCUAUACUUUCAAUACGACAUGAUUGUGAGGGAAAGCGUAAUGGGUAAGAUGAUACUACACAAGAUUGGUCCACAGUUCACGAAGGAAGAGUUGAUAAAGAUACAGUUAAAGGAGAGAUUUCCGAUGAUGGAUGAGCAAACGAUCGAACAUGUCGCACGGUUGAUGAAGGCCAGAGAUGAAGUGACACAACAGCCUGACAAUCAAGAAGCUGCACAAUCUGAGGAUGAGGAAGACAACGAGAAUAAUGAAAUCGCUCAAGAAACGGGGAGCGACAAUGACGAGGAAGAGACUACCAACGCGUCUGCGACAAACUUACAGGACAACUUAAUAUCCGAUUCAGACUCUAACGGGGGCGAAGUAGAUGAUGAAGAACCAGAGGAUGAGCUAGUGAACAAUGCUAUGGAUAUAAACGAUACUGAUAUUCCUUUCCAGAGGCCUUUUGAUGCGUUUAGAAACCGCCAAGCUCAAAAUGAAUUUGACAACUUGAUUGAUCAACAGAACGAAUUGGCAAAUGGACAACCAAUUAACAUUGUAAAUCCAAAUGAUGAAGACAUUGGUGAAGAUCGUUUGAUGAAUGAAGAAGUUGAAGAUGAAAUGAAUCAGCCAGUACCACCACCGAUUGUUAUAAAUUUGAAAUUGAAACUUACAAACGUUUUGGCUUACUAUAUUGUAGCCGAGGUGGUAAUAGCAGCCUAUUUGGCUGUUGCUUACUUGUUACCAACCGUCGUAGGGUUUGGUCUGUUGAAGAUCCUAAUAUUUUUCGGCAGGAUUUUUGGGCAUGGCUUAGCUCAGCUGUAUUAUCUAUUUCAAUUACAAAGACCUUACCAUUUCGCUUUAAGGAACAUUCCAUAUUUUGAGCAGAUUGCUUCGGGGAUUUCGAGCAACAUUGUUGACACCUGGAUUUACUAUUAUGAUGGAUACACUAAUAACAGCCUAAGAUCGUCGAUGCUUGUAAGAAGUCUUCCAGCGUUAGUAUCCUACAUUGCCACUAUAACCCUUAUAAGUAUUGCCUCCGAGGUAAUUUGUAAAGGCUAUGGACGUGAAAGAGGUAUGAAAAACCGUACCAGAAGAUUCCUUUUCCAGAUUUUGUUUGCUAUCAAAUGCACUUUUAAAGUUUUUACAUUAUUCUUCAUCGAACUUGCUGGUUUUCCGGUUUUGGCUGGCUUAAUGCUGGACUUUUCAAUCUUUGCUCCCUUGCUUAACCCAGGAAAACAAUUAUGGGCUCCUCAAAUAUGCACUGCUUGGCCACCGCUAAUCUUUUUCAUUUAUUGGACAAUCGGGACUCUGUACAUGUACUGGUUCGCCAAAUAUAUUGGUAUGAUAAGACAGCACAUUAUCAGACCAGGCGUCCUCUUCUUUAUUAGGUCUCCUGAUGAUCCGAAUAUAAAAAUAUUGCAUGACAGUCUGAUUCAUCCUAUGAGCAUUCAAAUAUCAAGAUUAUGCCUUUCGAUGUUUAUUUAUGCUGUUUUCAUUAUCGUAGGAUUCGGCUUUCACACCAGGUUCCUGUUCCCCGUACUAUUGAAUUCGAAAUUACUGACAACUAACAACUUCAUCAGUUUCUGGGCCCCAAUGAUAUAUGUGAUACCCUUUUACAUCACUAAACAAAUCGUUGAGUCAAAACCGAGCGUCAAGCUAUACAUCAGAAAAUAUUGGGAGCGCGCGUUCGACGUCUCUGCAAGGAAACUGCGCUUAUCGUCAUUUAUUCUUGGCCACGAUAUUCCAAUCGAAAGAGGUCAUGUUCAUUAUCGGAAUUUCUUUUACAGGUACUUCGCUAAACACAAGGCUGAACUAUCCAACCCGCAACUGUUCACUUGCCCCAAGACUUUGGAUCAAGUGAAGCAGUUAUUCAAGGAAGAUCGUAAUGUUCACGCAUAUUUUAUCCCAAAUGGUAUUUUAAUGCGUGUUCCCUCGUCUGAUAUAGUUUCCAGAAACUACGUCCAGACCUUAUUCGUUCCAGUUACUAAAGAUGAUAAACUUCUAAGACCAUUAGAUUUGGAGGUUAUUAAGGCGCGUAAUAAACGCAAUGCCGGCGAUUUUGGGUACCUUGAUGAGCAGAACACCGAGUUUGACUCAUAUUCGAUAGUUUACACUCCACCAAAUUUCCGCACGAGAUACCUCUUGUUGCUAGUUUUCGUUUGGCUUUUCGCAUCACUACUAGUUUUGUUGACAACCCUUCUUUGCCAAUAUGUUGUCACAGCUAUCCUUGCGGUUAUCCUGGUUCCCAUUGCUGGAUUGUUGCCCAAUACUCAUUUUGGAUACGAAGCCUCCAAGCAUUUCAUCAAAACCAAAUUUCAACAGCUUGACAUAUUUUUUGUUUGCGCCGGUGCAGUCAUAUUAUCGGUAUUGCUUGAGAAAUAUCAUGCCUAUAAAAUGUCGAGAAUUAAUCUAGCUGACCAUAUUAUUCCUGUGGUCAACGAGGGCCUGGAUGAGCCGGAGCAUAAUGAUAACAAUCUUUUGGAGCGAGCCCCAGCUCCCCGGGCGCGAGACAUGCGUGCUACCAUUGAACACUUUUUAAAUCAUGGGGAAACAAAAUUCGUCGUUUAUGUGGUCUGUAUGCUUGCAGUUAUGUCCAUUCGCCACGUUACGCUCUCCUUUAAUCUGCGUUCACUAAGGACAUUUGGCCUAGGCUAUGUUUCAAGGAAGCAUUUCAGAGAGUUUGAGGUGAUAUUUUCACCAGCUCGCAUAUUGAAUGGAAGAUUUGAAGAAUUAGCAAUUCUAUUCCUGGAGAAUUUGACGACCUUAUACAUUGGUAGAAAAGCUGCAAGUAAUAGACAUCGUCCAUUUCUCACAUGGUUCAAGAUCAUAUCUGAAGAUUUGUUAGGUCAACUUUCAUUCAUUCUUUACACGACCAUGCCGCUCGUCUUAUCGUGGGUCUUCUUCUCUUCCUUGGAAUAUCUGUUGCAUUCGGAUCACUACACAUCAUUUGGCGCCCCAAUGAGAUUUUUAUGGCGCUAUAGGCUUCUGCCGCAAUCAAAUGAUAUUCAAUGGACUAUACCCCAACAUAUGUGUUUCUUAUCUCUCUACGUUAUCAUGAGCAGUUAUAUUGUUUGGCAAGGAGUGUCUGCAGCCAAGAAGUGGUUUGGUGUUGCCAUGCAAAAUGUUAAGGAUGAGGUUUACGCCAAAGGUAGAUCCUUACAAAACUUUUCUGGAAGUGAUGACUGA
Molecule: messenger RNA, 3753 nt
Organism: Torulaspora globosa
Lineage: Eukaryota; Fungi; Ascomycota; Saccharomycetes; Saccharomycetales; Saccharomycetaceae
Gene: SSM4
Product: E3 ubiquitin-protein ligase SSM4
Exons: 1
Coding region: 1-3753 (1250 amino acids)
Cellular component (GO): endoplasmic reticulum membrane
Molecular function (GO): zinc ion binding
Source: RefSeq, a predicted model, not a curated record